This is a messenger RNA of Tetrapisispora phaffii CBS 4417, 759 nucleotides long. Its product is annotated as MADS-box domain-containing protein. The coding region runs from base 1 to 759 and encodes 252 amino acids. Gene Ontology annotation, molecular function: protein dimerization activity; DNA-binding transcription factor activity, RNA polymerase II-specific; RNA polymerase II cis-regulatory region sequence-specific DNA binding. The record is from RefSeq and is a predicted model, not a curated record. Lineage: Eukaryota; Fungi; Ascomycota; Saccharomycetes; Saccharomycetales; Saccharomycetaceae. The transcript has a single exon. Gene Ontology annotation, biological process: positive regulation of transcription by RNA polymerase II.
AUGUCUGAUAGUGAAGACCAUAAAUUAGAUCUCAAAACUGAUAGUAAGGACAGUUCUUUAUUGUCACCUUCAUCUACUGGUUCUACUGCUAAAGAAAGAAGAAAAAUUGAAAUUAAAUUCAUUGAAAAUAAAACAAGACGUCAUGUUACAUUCUCUAAGAGGAAACAUGGUAUCAUGAAGAAAGCUUUUGAAUUAUCAGUUUUAACAGGUACACAAGUUUUAUUAUUGGUCGUAUCGGAAACCGGUUUGGUGUAUACUUUCAGUACGCCAAAGUUUGAGCCAAUUGUCACACAACAAGAAGGUAGGAAUUUAAUUCAAGCUUGUUUAAAUGCUCCUGAUGAGGAAGAAGAAGAAGAAGAAGAAACAAAUAAACACGAAAAUGGUAAUAAUGCAGGUUCAUUAAUCCAGCAACAACAACAGCAACAACAGCAACAACAAUUACAACAGGAUCAACAGCAGAAGCAACAACAAUCUCCGCAAAUGCAACAACAACCACCGCAAUUGCAACAGCAUCAACAACAUCCACCUCCACCACAGCAACAACAUAGCGGUAUACUGAAUAAUAACAAUAGUGCAAACUACAUGUCUGUACAACAAAUACAGCAACCUUUGAAACAAGUUCCUUUCAGUAAUGUAAACAUCCAACCUCCAAUUCCAAAUAAUCAAUAUUAUCAAGCGCAAAAUCCAACUCAACAACAGCAACAACAAAAUUCUGUUUACCAGCAAUAUUUCCAGGAAACCCAACAAACUAAUUAUUAA